Bipolaris oryzae ATCC 44560 is the source of this 444-nucleotide messenger RNA. RefSeq lists its product as uncharacterized. Bases 1 to 444 code for a protein of 147 amino acids. Lineage: Eukaryota; Fungi; Ascomycota; Dothideomycetes; Pleosporales; Pleosporaceae. Gene Ontology annotation, biological process: RNA processing. The transcript is spliced from 2 exons. Gene Ontology annotation, molecular function: ribonuclease III activity. The record is from RefSeq and is a predicted model, not a curated record.
AUGGCCGAGCGUUCCGUGGAGACUAUCCUCAAGUAUCAUUUCUCCAACCAUGAAUUGCUAGAUGAAGCACUACUCGCUGCAGGGGCGUCAGUCUCCAGCAAAGAUAUACAGGGUGAUGCAAAAGGCAAUAAGCGCCUUGCUCUGUUAGGAGAUUCCGUUCUGCAAGAAGCUGUUCUGGAGCCGUGGUAUCACUCUAAGGAAAGUACUGAGGAGGGUCAUAACAGGGUGAAAAGUUUAUGUGGAAACAAGAGGUUGAGAGAAAUAGCUCAGAGAAGCGGGAUAUCGGAUUGCAUUGCCAAAAACCCAUGCCAAGAAGGUCAGGUGCCUCAAGAGACUGCUGCGUCGACAGUUGAGGCACUGGUAGGAGCAGUUUAUAUAGAUUGUGGAGAGGACAUAUCAAAGGUCCACCAAGUCCUUGAGGCGAUUGAUUUUUUCAAAGAGUGA